This is a messenger RNA of Staurois parvus, 210 nucleotides long. The record is from the annotation of a GenBank genome assembly. Lineage: Eukaryota; Metazoa; Chordata; Amphibia; Anura; Ranidae.
CUAUCAAUGCCAAUCAGUGCCACCUAUCAGUGCUGCCAUCAGUGCCACUUCAGUGCCUCCUCAUCAGUGCCCAUCAGUGCCACCUAUCAGUGUCCAUCAGUGCAGCCUAUCAGCGCCCAUCACUGCAGCCUCAUAACGCACAUCAGUGAAGGAGAAAAAUCACUUAUUUACAAAAUUGUAUAACAAAAUCUAAGAAAAACUUUUUUUUUU